AAUGACUGCAGUGACAGCAGGGGGGACUGACCAUUUGGAAACUUGGGCACUGCCUGAGGGCCCAAGGUCAGUAGGGGGCCCCAUGAGAUGCCCCUGGUACCUUUUUCAUAGGUUUUUUUUGAGUCUGGGCAAGGACACAGGGGCCCCAUGAUCCCCUAUUGCCCGGGGGCCCCAUGAAUUGUCAGUCCACCCCUGGGUGACAGAUACACUAAUUAGGGCUGCAUGGAUGACUGCGAGUGCCCCUUUCCACAAUAUACGCCCAUCAGAGUGCCCCCUUAACAUAAAAUGCCCAUCAGUUGC
Staurois parvus is the source of this 300-nucleotide messenger RNA. The record is from the annotation of a GenBank genome assembly. NCBI's taxonomy places the organism in Eukaryota, Metazoa, Chordata, Amphibia, Anura, Ranidae.